Molecule: messenger RNA, 570 nt
Organism: Triticum turgidum subsp. durum (durum wheat)
Lineage: Eukaryota; Viridiplantae; Streptophyta; Magnoliopsida; Poales; Poaceae
Source: the annotation of a GenBank genome assembly
AUGCCUCCUUGCCCUUAUUUCUUACUUGGAACAGAGUACAAGGCUUUCAUGGAGCUUUUACAUUUUAUGUACAGUGGCAAGUUCACAUCAACUGAGCCCACUCUGUUGGUUGAUAUCCUGAUGGCUGCUGACAAAUUUGAGGUUGUCUCUUGCAUGAAGCUUUGCGGUCAGCAGCUCAUAGACCUGCCUAUGACCCCAGAAUUGGCAGUGAGGUGCCUAGAUCUCCCAUGUUCCAUUUCAGUUGCAACUGACCUGAUAGAGGCAGCCAAGAAAUUCCUUGCAAACAGAUACAAGAAUUUCCUGUCAACAAAGUUUCAGGAUGAACUUAUGAGAAUCCCUCUCCCUGGGAUUGUGGCCAUCUUAUCAAGGAAUCACCCUGGUGUUGCAUCUGAAGAAUCCGUCUAUGACUUCGUUCUUAGGUGGGCCCACUUCCAGUACCCAAAUUUAGAAAGAAGACACAAGAUUUUGAGUUCAAGUUUACUUCCGCUGGUGCCACUAGUGCGUAAUAUGACCAAUGCCAUCCUAAUUGAUCAGCCUUCUUGUAUAAUGAACUUUACCCAUCAGGAUUGA